AUGGCAGUCACCGACGAGCCUGUGUCCUACUCCACCAGGUGGCCGACUAGAGAUAUCAUCUACCUAUCCAUAGUUGGGCCAUUAAUGUUGGCAGCGGCUUUUGAAUGGGUGCUUUGGCUUGCAGCAUUUAUUUACUGCCUCGUCAAGGUUUAUCAAAAGGCAGAUCAUUGGAGCAUCAAAGUCCUCGCGGUGGUGAUGGUCUUUCUCUUCUCUUUGCUACGAUUAGCUUUUCUUCCUGUCAUGAUUGUGACCAUUCCUCUGCCGCCUCAACUGAGCCACCAUAUUCCUGAGUACAUGGCCCGAGAUCUCCAGUGGUUCGCCUUCUGGUCUUUCUCCCUCCUCCUCGUCGGGCCAUGGCUUGCCUGUAUUUACCAGCUCGUCACAAGCUCCCUUGGACGCAAAAAGAGGAUAAAGCAGGUUUUGGAUGAUCGUACUGCACCGAAGACGGUGGUCGUUAUGCCAGUUUACAAAGAGGAGCCUGAGACGUUGAUCAAGGCAAUCGACUCGGUCGUCGAUUGCGACUAUCCAGCAGCAUGCAUUCAUGUGUUUCUCUCUUGGGAUGGAAAUAUCGUUGACGAAUCCUAUCUCCGGGUUAUUCAACACUUGGGUAUUCCGAUCUCUCUGAAAAGCUACCCUCAAAGCAUUGAUGUUAUUUACAAAAAUGCUCGGAUCACCGUUUCUCGUUUCUCUCAUGGUGGCAAACGGUACUGUCAGAAGCAAACAUUUAAACUUAUCGACAAAGUUUAUGCAGAGUAUCUGAAGCGACAUGACGAUUUGUUUGUGCUUUUUAUUGAUUCCGAUUGCAUCCUCGAUCGCGUCUGUCUGCAAAACUUCAUGUAUGACAUGGAACUGAAACCGGGAAGCAAGCACAACAUGCUAGCCAUGACGGGUAUCAUCACCUCCACCACGACGAAGCACUCUUUUCUCACGGUUCUCCAGGAUAUGGAAUAUGUCCAUGGUCAGCUUUUUGAGCGUUCGGUGGAGUCUGCAUGCGGGGCCGUGACAUGUCUUCCCGGUGCAUUAACCAUCCUUCGUUUCUCGGCAUUUCGCAAAAUGGCCAAAUACUAUUUUUCCGACAAGGCUGAGCAAUGCGACGACAUAUUCGACUUCGGGAAAUGUCACCUGGGCGAAGAUCGAUGGCUCACUCACCUCUUCAUGGUCGGAGCCAAACAUCCCUAUCAGAUCCAGAUGUGUAGUGGCGCCUUCUGCAAAACUGAAGCUGUUCAAACCUUCAGCAGCUUGCUCAAACAGCGGCGCCGCUGGUUUUUGGGCUUUAUCACCAAUGAAGUUUGCAUGAUCACUGAUGUCAGGCUAUGGAAACGUUAUCCGUUCCUCUGUGUUGUUCGAUUUUUACAGAACACUAUUCGAACCACUGCUCUGCUCUUUUUCAUCAUGGCUAUCGCCCUUAUCACGACUUCCAAAACGGUCAAUGACGUCCCCGUUGGCUUUAUCGGUGUUUCCCUUGGUCUGAAUUAUUUACUCAUGCUUUAUUUCGGUCUUCGACUUGGUCGGUACAAAGCAUGGCUCUAUCCACUAAUGUUCAUCGUUAAUCCAUUCUUCAACUGGCUUUACAUGGUAUAUGGGAUUUUCACCGCUGGACAGCGCACUUGGGGUGGACCACGAGCCGAUGCAGCCACUGCGGAUGACCAUAUAACUCCCGAGGAGGCUGCCGAGUUGGCUAAAGAACUGGGGAAUGAGCUGAACAUCGACGUCGACACUUUCCGUGCGAACAGCGUCCGCCGACGAUCAGUUCCCGUUCGCCCGUCCGACCACAUUGAUGGACGUUUUGCACCUGCGGAACAACUUUUGGAUGGAUUCUAUAUCACCACCAACGAGAUCAAUCCUGCUCAAGCACGCAUGCCAGCCCCUCUCCCAGGUGUCCCCCGAUUCCAUAUACCGGGUCAACUUCGCGAGUCUAUGGAGUCCAUCUUCACCGAAUCUUCUGAUAGCGGGUCCAAUUCAGUUUUGCUGCCGCACACAGUGGAAAGCCUAAUGAGUGAAGAGGAUCAACGCAAGUUGUAUUAUGCCCGUCAAGUUCGGGCGUCCAUCGGUAUGCCUGGAGCCUCAGACAAGGCUGCAGUGUGGCCACAGAUUCUCGAACCUAUUCCCGACCAUGCAGAGGCCUCUCACUUUCAAAUUAUGUCGCCCUUUGCCGAGCCACAUGAUUCGAUGCAAGAGAGUCAAAUUUUACUAGAAGAGAUGAGGAUGACAGGGCAACUGGACCACCGUUGA
Penicillium waksmanii is the source of this 2232-nucleotide messenger RNA. It is a transcript of the gene chsD, whose product is annotated as chitin synthase D. Gene Ontology annotation, molecular function: chitin synthase activity. Gene Ontology annotation, cellular component: cell periphery; cell septum. The transcript has 3 exons. The record is from RefSeq and is a predicted model, not a curated record. Lineage: Eukaryota; Fungi; Ascomycota; Eurotiomycetes; Eurotiales; Aspergillaceae. Bases 1 to 2232 code for a protein of 743 amino acids.